GGCACAUGUGUAUAUAACGUGCUCCCUGUACCCAAGACUACAGCACAGAGACAAGGCACCACUCCAUCUGGCGUUCGGACGGGAGGAGAGGAACCAAAGUUUGCUGCUGGAGAUGGGGAGUCGGGCCAAGCUCUCCUCGCCUCCUGUUGUGCCAGAUGGAGCUUCUUCCUCGACCAUGCAGGCCGCCAAGAAGAUGCCCACACUGAACACGGCGUACAAUGCCGGGCUGCUCCAUUCCAUCGCCGGAGAAUGGAAUCCAAACAUCAAAGGUGUGUUUUCCGGGGUAGGGAUGGAAGAAAUGUGCAAGAUAAAGGAUAUGGGGAACAACAACCGUAUCUUUAGCAUGUCCCUCUUAGCUAGGAUCGAUCCCAAAACCAUGAAGAUGGACAUGGGACAUGGAAAUUACAUUGAGGUGAACUCUAGGGAGGUAGCAAAGUUCUUAGGGUUGAAUCCAUGUGGUAGGAAGAUAGAUAUCCCGGGCGGCGCUUGCUUAGCAGACCGAGAACGGUUGCUAGAGAACUUGCAUGCGAUCUUAGAGACAAACAUGGCUCGCACUUGUAAGAUUCCUGUGGUUAGAGUUAAGAAAAUCAUCCAGAACGCAAGCAAGGAGGCCAUGGUAGGAGCAGAGAAAGAAAAGAUGAUGGUGGCGUGUACAAUCAUAGCCGCAUCCUCGUUUCUCCUACCUAGGGGAGCACACCCAAAAAUUGCCAAUGAACUACUGCCCGUUCUAGCUGAGCCAAAUCAAAUCUCCGACUAUGAUUUCUGCGACUACGUCGUGGAGGGUCUAAGAGAGGGUGCGGCCAAGCUGAGGGAAGAUCUACGACAUGAGCCAGCUCAGCUUAGUCUGCAGGGGUGCCUUGUUGUCCCACAGAUCAUUUGAAUGCGAUUAUCAUGAGCACGGGAUGGAGGGACGCGAGCUGCUGCCAUUCCCUCGGCUAGCAUCGUACUCGGAUAUGAUGUUGAAACUGCAGAUCAAAAAGCAUGCAGCAAGGAAUGGUGUGGAUGCUGGGUUUGAGGCUGCGGAUGUUCCCAGAUCGUCGGCAUUUAAUGUUGCUUCUGCUAGCCCGGCUCAAGCCCAAGCCUGGACCACGCCGAGUCCUAGUGUGCAUGACGCUACCCCUGGAUUUGGUGUGGCCCAUGAGCCAGCGAUAAGUCAAGAGGUUCUUGACGCCAUGAAGGAAGCAAUGCAACAUCGCCUGAAGCAACGUGAGGAUGAAUUCCUCAAGAUGGUUGAGGAGACACAGGCCAAAGUGUUUGAAGAAAUCAGGAACAAGGUGGAUGCUAAACGGCACAGAGACCUCGAGGACACUCUUGGUGAUUUCAUGGGGCGUGUGAAGAAACAAGCUCCAAUGGCGGCAGCAUUUCCUAACAUGAGCAAGACCUCGCAUCGUCCCAGGACGAUGACAGGCUGCGGAUGUUCCCAGAUCGUCGGCAUUUAA
Messenger RNA from Triticum urartu, 1439 nucleotides. The record is from RefSeq and is a predicted model, not a curated record. NCBI's taxonomy places the organism in Eukaryota, Viridiplantae, Streptophyta, Magnoliopsida, Poales, Poaceae.